GGAAACGUCAAAACUGUCAGACGCGCGAUUACAUACUAAUCAGAGUUACCUUUUAACCUAAACAUUAAUAAUCUACUUUUAGUUCCACAAAACUAUUCAUUUUUUAAGUUAAUUUACAUUUUAUUGGAAUUUAAUUUUAAUUUAGCAUUUCACCGAAAUGUCGUCUGAUAAGGAAAAACAAGCGUCCAAGUCAAAUGACAAAGAAUUGGACGAUCUGCUAGACAGUGUGCUAGAAGAUUUCGAUAAAACUAAAGAUGCAACCGUUACGGUUCCUACUACUGGAUCAGUCCCGGAUGAAGAUCUUUUACCGAAUGAUGAAAUGAUGAUGAAACAAGCUCAAUUGCUGGAACAACAUAUGGCCUCUUUAUUCGGAACGACAGCAGACGAUGGCAUGCCUAGUGCAGAACAAUUCAGUUUAGGUCUACAAAAAAUAGCAGAAGCCACUUCAAUGGCGAUGAGUGGAGACGGUAUUGAGACAGCCGAACCUCAAUUUGUGGACAGUAUAACACAAGCAAUUCAAGGCCUGAGGGAAGGUACAGAGAAUUUAAAUGCCUCAAUGCCACCGGCCGAUUUGGCAGGAAUGUUCUCGGGACUACAAAUGAACGAUGAAGGCGGCGACAAUCCAUUUUUACCGUUUGUGCAAGGUAUGAUGCAAAGUUUAUUGUCAGCGGAGGUGUUGUUACCAAGUUUAAACGAAUUACUUGAGAAGUAUCCCGUGUGGCUGGCUGAAAACGGUGACAAGAUCGAUCCAGCUGAUAAGGAGAGAUACAUGAAGCAGCAGGAACUGUUCAAAGUAAUUUGCGCCGAUCUCGAGCAGGAGAAACCAAACGAUUCGGCCGAGGUGAAAUCGGAUCGAUUCAAAAAAGUGCUGGACAAUAUGAAAAAGCUUCACGAUUACGGCCAACCACCCGCAGAGCUUGUUGAUGCUGGCGUAGAUAUGCCACAGUUACCUCCGAUGGGCGAUCCGUCGUCACAAUGUCCCAUGAUGUAGAUAUAUUCAUCGAGGCCAUCAUCACGUUUCAUAGUUCACCGGAGCCACUCAUUUGUCUUUCGAUUGUUACAAAACGUUAAUUUUAGGCGGGAAGAACAGUAUAGCAUGUAAUGAUAUUAAGGGGCAGGGCAGGGGGCAUUAUGUUUGGUAUUAUUUGACUGCAGCAAUUAGUCGAGUUUCUUUUGACAGUCAGCUUUUAAUAAUUCGACGGGUGAGAGAAAUGAUGGACAAGAAAUUUGUAUUUAAAAAUGAAACGAAAGAGUAAAAAUACAUUUGUAAAC
Bradysia coprophila is the source of this 1272-nucleotide messenger RNA. It is a transcript of the gene Pex19, whose product is annotated as peroxisomal biogenesis factor 19. Gene Ontology annotation, cellular component: peroxisome; peroxisomal membrane. Lineage: Eukaryota; Metazoa; Arthropoda; Insecta; Diptera; Sciaridae. The record is from RefSeq and is a predicted model, not a curated record. Gene Ontology annotation, biological process: protein import into peroxisome membrane.